Molecule: messenger RNA, 6082 nt
Organism: Arabidopsis arenosa
Lineage: Eukaryota; Viridiplantae; Streptophyta; Magnoliopsida; Brassicales; Brassicaceae
Source: the annotation of a GenBank genome assembly
AUAUCUCUAGAUCUCUUUCCUUCUCUCUCUCACUCUCUCACUCUCCAAAGACAACAAUGCCAAACGCGGGAUCUGAGCGGGGAGCUUCACUGUCACUGAGAAAGCAUGACACGGCCACCUUCUCCGAUAAGUUACCGUCGACCAAACAACGCUUUUCGUCGCCGGCAACAGGAGCAUCAGCCUGUCCUUCCUUUAGAAUUUACUACUACGACGGAGCCGCCGGUUCCGUCCCUUUCGAAUGGGAAUCUCAUCCAGGCACACCCAAACACCCAUCCUCUGAGCUACCUACUCUGCCACCUCUCACUCCUCCGCCGUCUCAUUUCUCUUUCUCCGGUGACCAAAUCCGGCGCCGUUCCAAAAACUCCACCAAGAAAAUCCUCGCACUAAUCCCGACCAAGCUCUUCUGGUUAUCGGGCGAUCAUAGUAGCAAGGCCAAGAAACUGUCGGCAUCGUCACCACCAUCUAUGUCGGAGAGAGUGUUGAUCGAUGAGAAUGAGUACGAUCUGUUCAAGUUUCAGUCGGAAAGGAACGUCAUGCGAAGAUUUUCAUCCUUCGACUCUUCUGCUGACUACCCCAUUCAGCGAUCACAAUCCACCUCUUGCUUCGGAAUCCGCAGAUAAGACGAUGCGACUGUUUUCGUCGCCGAUAAAUCGACUAUGAUGAAGUCUCUCUAUCGCUCGUUUUCUCCUACUUCCCGCCACCAGAUCCUCCUUCGGAUGUAUUCUCCGUCGGCGAGGAAGAUAAUGAGUUCCUCUCCGAUUCGAAAGACGCAAACUACAUCGUUUGAAUCACUCAAUGAUUAUGACGAGCAAUUUCCACCACUUACUGGCGGCUCUAAGAAGAAGAAGGUUUCACCAACAAGUGAGGUUGAUCUUGGUUCUACCAAUCCCUGUAAAAGUUCACAGUUUCAAAAUUGGACAAGGGGUAAGGAUGCUUUGUCUUUGCAGACGAAUUUUGGAUGUAAGCAUAGGGAUCAAGGUACAAGGAGGAGCCGGGCUUCACGGUCUUUAGAUGAAGAAGCGAAUGUGACAACUUUUGAGGUUGCCGCUGGUACUGGCUCACGAACAAGUGUUGUUGAGCUUGAUUCUACCAACCCUUCUUCUCCGAGUAAGAGUUCACAAUCUCAUAAUUUGAAAAUCCGCAAGGUUAGGAAUCACAGAAAUUCUGGAUUCAAGAGUAGGGUUCAAAGUCCUAAGAGGAAAGAGGAUCCGCCUUUCGACAUUUGUUCUUCAGUCAUCGAGAGAAAUGAUACAAGCAUAAACGAUUGGGCUUUGGCGGAUGAAACAAACGGGGAAACUGUUGAAGUUAGUAACAAACACAGAGUUCUGAGGCCUGGAAUGGUGCUUCUUAAAGACUUCCUUACGCAUGAUAUACAGGUUGACAUUGUGAAAACAUGCCGAGAACUUGGUGUUAAGCCCGCAGGAUUUUACCAACCGGGAUAUAGAGUUGGUUCAAAGCUUCAUCUGCAAAUGAUGUGCCUUGGGAGAAACUGGGAUCCACAGACCAAGUACAGUAAAAACACUGACAUAGAUAGUAAAGCACCCGACAUCCCUGUUGCAUUUAGUGUCUUGGUAGAAGAGGCGAUCCGGGAAGCACAUGCUCUCAUCGACAGAGAAUCAGGAACAGAAGAUGCAGAGAGGAUACUUCCAGUGAUGUCACCAGACAUUUGCAUAGUCAACUUCUACUCAGAAAGUGGAAGACUUGGUCUCCACCAGGACCGUGACGAAAGCCAAGAGAGUAUAGUAAAAGGGUUGCCGAUAGUCUCCUUCUCAAUAGGUGAUUCUGCAGAGUUCUUGUACGGAGAGAAAAGAGACGUAGAAGAAGCAGAAGGAGUGAUAUUAGAAUCAGGAGAUGUGUUGAUAUUCGGGGGAGAAUCUAGGAUGAUGUUCCAUGGGGUCAAGUCCAUCAUACCAAACUCAGCUCCCAUGUCUCUACUCAAUGAGUCCAAGCUUCGAACCGGACGGGACUUGAUGGUCUCCAGGCUCUCUCAAUCUUCCGUUACCGUUGUCACCAAUCACCGCUACAACGACGACGACUGCGCCUCCACUCACGAUGAUUCCCGCAUGUCCAUCAUCGCCUCUCCCACGGUCGCUAGCGGCAGCUAUGAGAAUCUCUCCGCCGCCACAAGCAUGGCAUACUUGCCUCAGACUCUUGUGCUCUGCGACCUUAGACACGACGCCUCCGAGGCCUUAGACAUCGUCCAAUCCCCCAGAUGGCGCCUUAAAGAGCGAAUGAAAACAGGAUGUGUAGCUCUAGUUAUGUGUUUGCACAUUACCGUUGAUCCCCCUGAUGUUAUUAAGAUUUCUCCAUGCGCAACACUGGAAUGCUGGAUAGAUCCAUUUUCUAUGUAUCCGCCAAGAAGAGCUCUUGAGACUAUAGGCCAAAGCUUGAGCAUUCAGUACGAGAGAUGGCUGCCUCGGGCUCGAUAUAAGGUGGAACUGGAUCCUACAAAGGACGAUGUCAGGAAGCUGUGCUUGUCUUGCCGGAAAACUGCUAAGACUGAGCGAGUUUUGUUUCAUUAUAACGGCCAUGGUGUCCCUAAACCUACACCUAAUGGUGAAAUCUGGGUUUACAAUAAGAAUUUUACGCAGUACAUUCCCUUGCCAGUUAGCGAACUUGAUUCCUGGUUGAAGACACCCGCAAUUUACGUUUUUGACUGCUCUGCUGCUAGGGUCAUUGUCAAUGCCUUCGCUGAGCUUCACGAUGGGGAAUCUUCUGGCUCGUCUGGGCCCCCGAAAGACUGCAUUCUACUGGCUGCUUGUGAUGUACAUGAGACACUUCCUCAGAGUGUUGAAUUUCCAGCUGACGUGUUUACUUCUUGCCUCACGACACCUAUUAAGAUCGCAUUGAAAUGGUUCUGCAGACGUUCUCUUCUGAAGGAAUAUAUAGAUGAAUCACUUAUUGAUAGAAUUCCCGGCCGCCAAAAUGACCGCAAAACAUUGUUAGGAGAGUUGAACUGGAUCUUUACUGCAGUCACGGACACCAUUGCCUGGAAUGUGCUUCCUCGCGAACUUUUCCAGAGAUUAUUCAGACAGGACUUGUUGGUUGCUAGCCUUUUCCGGAAUUUCUUACUUGCUGAGAGGAUAAUGCGGUCCGGGAAUUGUACCCCAAUAUCCCAUCCUAUGCUACCUCCUACGCAUCAGCAUCAUAUGUGGGAUGCAUGGGACAUGGCUGCUGAAAUCUGCCUUUCUCAGCUUCCUAAACUUUUUCUGGACUCAAAUACGGAGUUUCAGCCAAGUCUAUUUUUUACUGAGCAACUGACAGCUUUUGAGGUCUGGCUUGAUCAUGGAUCUGAGCAUAAGAAGCCACCGGAGCAGUUGCCUAUUGUUCUUCAGGUCUUACUUAGCCAGUGCCAUCGGUUUCGUGCUCUUGUACUUCUUGGACGAUUUCUUGAUAUGGGUCCUUGGGCUGUUGAUUUGGCCUUAUCCGUUGGAAUAUAUCCUUGCGUAGUAAAGCUGCUGCAGCAAACAACUAUUGAGCUACGGCAGAUUCUUGUUUUCAUAUGGACAAAGAUUCUUGCAUUUGAUAAGUCAUGUCAAGUAGAUCUUGUGAAGGACCGGGGCCACAUAUAUUUCAUCCGAUUUUUAGAUAGUUCUGAUGCAUUCCCAGAACAACGUGCUAUGGCUGCGUUUGUUUUGGCUGUUAUUGUCGAUGGCUACAAACAAGGCCAAGAAUCUUGUCUUGAAGCUAAUUUAAUUGGUGUUUGUCUGGGCCACCUCGAAGCAACCCAACCAUGUGAUCCACCGCCAGAACCAUUGUUUCUUCAAUGGCUUUGUCUUUGUCUUGGAAAGUUGUGGGAGGACUUUGUGGAGGCCCAGAUAAUGGGUAAGGAGGCAAAUGCUUCUGAGAAGUUGAUACCUCUGCUUUCCGAGGCCCAACCAGAGGUCAGGGCUGCUGCUGUUUUUGCCUUGGGUACCUUACUUGAUGUUGGGUUUGACUCUGGUAAAGGUGUUCGUGACGAAGAAUUUGAUGAUGAUGAAAAUAUUAUAAUUGAAGAUAUUAUGAUAAAAAGUCUCUUAGAUGUAGUUUCAGAUGGGAGCCCGCUUGUCCGAGCAGAGGUUGCUGUAGCUCUCGCACGGUUUGCCUUUGGACACAAACAGCAUCUAAAGUCAGUUGCAGCUUCAUAUUGGAAGCCCCAAAGUUCUCUGCGAACUUCUUUCCCUUCAAUGGCCAAGUUUCACGACGCUGGAACUUCAACAAUUGUUUCUUCACACAUGGGUUCUCUGACUAGAGGUAGCCCUGAUAGCCAACCAGUGGCUCGUGAAGGGAGGAUCUCAAGCAGCCUCCAUGAAGCUUCUUCCGGGCCAAUGCAAGGAUCUCCAUUAUCUGAUGAUUCUUCCUUGCAUUCUGAUUCUGGAAUCAUCCAUGAUGGUGUCAACAAUGGAGUUGUCCAUCAGCCAAGACCGCUGGAUAAUGCUAUAUAUUCGCAGUGUGUUCUGGCUAUGUUUACGUUAGCUAAAGAUCCAUCUCCGCGUAUUGCAAGCCUUGGGCGGCGUGUGCUAUCUGUUAUUGGGAUUGAACAAAUUGUUGCAGCAUCAGCAUCUCACACUCCUUUGGCUGGCCUAGUUCGCUCAUCCUCAUGGUUUGAUAUGCAUACAGGUCACCUGCCGCUAACAUUUAGGACUCCUCCGGUAAGCCCUCCUCAAACAAGUUAUUUAACUGGACUGAGGAGAGUUUGUUCACUAGAGCUCCGACCUCAUCUGCUGGGUUCUCCAGACUCUGGAUUGGCUGAUCCGCUUUUAGGCGUAAGCGGGUCUGAACGGAGUUUGCUUCCACAAUCAACUAUCUACAACUGGAGCUGUGGUUACUUUUCUAAACCUCUUCUUGGUGGAGCAGAUGCUAAUGAAGAGAUAGUAGGCCAAAGAGAAGAGAAAGAAAAGUUUUCGCUUGAGCAUAUUGCAAAAUGCCAGCAUUCAUCAAUCAGCGGGAUCAACAAUAUUCCUAUUGCUAAUUGGGAUACAAAGUUUGAAACGGGAACAAAGACGGCCCUCCUUCACCCUUUUUCUCCUAUUGUAGUUGCUGCCGAUGAGAAUGAACGGAUCAGAGUGUGGAAUUACGAGGAAGCAACUCUUCUUAAUGGCUUUGAUAAUCACGAUUUUCCCGACAAAGGAAUUUCAAAGCUCUGCUUUGUCAAUGAACUUGAUGACUCUCUGCUACUUGUUGCCUCAUGCGAUGGAUCAGUCCGUAUAUGGAAAGACUACGCAACAAAGGGUAGACAAAAACUUGUCACGGGGUUUUCUUCAAUCCAAGGUCACAAGCCUGGUGCACGUGGCCUGAACGCUGUCGUGGACUGGCAACAGCAGUCGGGUUACCUGUAUGUUUCUGGGGAAUCGUCAUCAAUCAUGCUUUGGGACCUGGAGAGAGAACAGCUCGUCAAAUCUGUGCCCUCUGAAUCAGAGUGCAGCGUCACAGCCCUUUCGGCUUCUCAAGUGCAUGGGAGUCAACUUGCUGCUGGUUUUGCGGAUGGAUCUGUAAGACUCUACGACGUUCGGACACCUGACUUGCUUGUGUGUGCCACUCGGCCUCAUCAGAGAGUAGAAAAAGUAGUUGGACUCAGCUUUCAGCCUGGACUCGAUCCGGCAAAGAUUGUGAGCGCAUCACAAGCAGGUGACAUUCAGUUUCUGGACCUAAAAAUAACAAAGAAGACAUACCUAACGAUAGACGCGCACCGAGGAUCACUGACAGCAUUGGGUGUCCAUAGACACGCUCCAAUCAUAGCGAGCGGGUCAGCCAAACAGCUAAUAAAAGUGUUCAGCCUUAAGGGAGAACAACUUGGGAUCAUAAAGUACCACACUUCCUUCAUGGCCCAAAAGAUUGGCCCAGUCAGUUGCCUCGCCUUUCACCCUUACCAGGUAUUGCUAGCUGCCGGAGCUGCUGGCUCCUUCGUCUCUUUAUACACCCACCACAACACGCAACCACCUAGAUAGAUCAUGACAACUAGUAAGUUAGUGAAUGCAAAGUGAAUUUAGGGAGUUGGGGUAAAAUUGGGUAUUAUUUGUAGAGUUGAUUAAUUAGCCUCCGAUGAAAAGAUGCAAGCAAUACUAAUUGAGGAGGCUUUGCCAAAUAAAUUUGUGGCUAUAUU